AAAGAGAGAGAGAGAGCGCUACUCGGCCAUGGCGUCGCAGCCGUGCGGGUGGCCGUGGAGUCCGAUCCGCCCCUCGCCGACGAAGCCGUCGCGCUACUGCUCGCUCCAGGCGCGCCGGCGUCGCUUCGCCGCACGCUCUUUGCGCGACGACUCUCCUCGUCCUCGUCCUCCUCCUUCCGGCUCCUCUUCAAAUGCGGCCGAAUCAGGCUCUCGAAUGCUCGAGGCUGAGAAGUUAGCCGCCACCUCGCGCCCGAGGCCGGAGCCCGAGGAGAAAAGCCGACGGCGCCAUGCCGCCAGUUCGGACGCGGACGCGGACGCGUCUCCGGGGCGACGAUCUCUGAGCUCCAAGUCGCUGCCGAGAAAACGGCCUCCGCGGCGGAGGAUGCCGUUCGCUUCGAAGAAGGUUCGGAGCAUCAUUUUGCUCAACGUCGUGACCUUUAUCUACGCGAGUAACAUUCCAGUUGUGAAAGAGGUCGAAUCAGUCACGGAUCCUGCGGUUUUUAAUGUUGUCAGAUUUGCUGUUUCAGCGAUUCCAUUUGUCCCCAUGGUGAUUCAAUCAUGGGAUGAUGUUCAGACACGCAAUGCAGGAAUAGAGUUGGGGAUUUGGGUUAGCCUAGGAUAUCUUAUGCAAGCACUUGGUCUACUCACAUCUGAUGCUGGUCGUGCAACAUUUCUGUCUAUGCUAACUAUUAUUGUGGUUCCAUUGCUCGAUGGUAUGCUAGGAGCAAUAAUUCCCACUCGCACAUGGUUUGGAGCUUUUAUGUCUGUUAUUGGUGUUGCAAUGCUGGAAUCUAGUGGAUCACCUCCAUGUGUCGGUGAUCUAUUAAACUUCUUGAGUGCAAUAUUCUUUGGAAUCCACAUGUUAAGAACCGAGCGCAUUUCCAGAGCGACGGAUAAAAGGAACUUCCUACCUCUGCUCGGACAUGAGGUAUGUGUAAUUGCUAUUUCAUCCUCAUUGUGGUACUUCAUUGGAGGCUGGAUUGGUGGCAACCAAGAAGUUGAUGCAUCGUCUUGGACAUGGCCAAUGAUUUGGGAUUCUGUGGUUCAGUUUCCGUGGAUACCAACACUUUACACAGGCAUAUUCUCAACUGGUUUGUGCUUAUGGGUAGAGAUGGCUGCUAUGUGUGAUGUAUCUGCCACUGAAGCAGCCAUAAUUUAUGGGUUGGAACCAGUUUGGGGUGCAGGUUUUGCAUGGUUACUCCUUGGGGAAAGGUGGGGCAUCACUGGCUGGAUUGGUGCUGCACUAGUACUGGCUGGAAGCUUAACUGUGCAAAUAUGUGGCUCUUCACCUCCAUAUGAAUUGGAUGACGAUGAGGAAAUGAGUAAGAAUGUGCUGGUUUCACAUGAACAAAGCGGCUUAUCCUCUUCCCCAGUUGUUGUCAGUUCCAAGAAGGGUAUUCCUGACAUGUUCAAGAAGUAAGAAGAGGUAUCUUGAUGUUUCUUGGUUGAAGAAUUUCGUCAUUCUUUUAUUGCAGACUCAAUGUUAAUGAGUCCUGCUGAUGGAUGGUCGGCGGCGGCUCUAGGGUUCUGCCUUUGCAUGUGAAUUUAUAUGUAUAUGUGUAUAUCUGUAUAUACGAGGAGAUACUAGGGAAGAAGAAGAUAGAUAAAUGCGUAGGUGCUGCCAUCCCUUUAUUUUAUUCUGAGGAUGGUCAUAUAACAAUGUAUAUUGGAUAAUAAAGAUCUAUAAUCAUGAUAAAGAGGAUAGAGAAUGAUCUAGCACCACUUGGCUCUGUA
This is a messenger RNA of Syzygium oleosum, 1734 nucleotides long. RefSeq lists its product as uncharacterized. Bases 29 to 1420 code for a protein of 463 amino acids. Lineage: Eukaryota; Viridiplantae; Streptophyta; Magnoliopsida; Myrtales; Myrtaceae. The transcript is spliced from 7 exons. Gene Ontology annotation, cellular component: membrane. The record is from RefSeq and is a predicted model, not a curated record.